AGAUGAUCCCAAGGAAUCAAAGAAGCUUCGCUUCAAGCCUGGGGGAAGGAAGACUCUUUCUUUCUCUUCUUCUCCAAAAAGUCGUCUUCUCUUUCGAUUCAAUUCAAUCCCCUCCGCGAAAUCAACGAAUUCAAUCUUCCGGAUUCCGAAACCCUAUUAUCACGCCCGGAUCCGAUCCCGUGACCGAUUUGAAUCUUGGGUUCAGAUGAUCACACACCGUUAGAAAUCUAGGGUUCGAGGUUUAGAUUACUGCGAUAAAUGUCGCGAUUCCCUCGUGGGUUCGUGGAGGAACCCGAGACGUCUCUUCGUCGUCCGAGUAUUUGCUUCAGGCCGAUAAACCCUUCUGAUUUAGAACGUCUGGAGCAGAUCCAUCGCGACUUGUUCCCAAUCAGGUAUGAGUCUGAGUUUUUUCAGAAUGUUGUUAAUGGUGGAGAUAUUGUCUCUUGGGCUGCUGUUGAUCGGAGCCGUCCCGAUGGGCAUUCUGAGGAGCUUAUUGGGUUUGUUACUGCCAAGUUCGUGCUUGCUAAAGAAAGUGAAAUAUCAGAUUUAAUUAGAUAUGACUCGUCCAAGGGAGAGGAGACAUUGGUGUACAUCCUAACGCUUGGAGUUGUAGAAACCUACAGAAAACUCGGAGUAGCUAAGUCGCUUAUUAAGGAGGUCAUCAAAUACGCUUCCAGUAUCCCCGUGUGCCGUGGUGUUUACCUUCAUGUGAUUGCACACAACAACCCCGCGAUCCGAUUGUACAAAAGAAUGUCUUUCAGAUGUGUAAGGAGGCUACAUGGAUUCUACCUAAUCAACGGCCAGCAUUUCGAUUCUUACUUGUUCGUCUACUUUGUCAACGGUUCUCGCUCUCCUUGCUCACCCUUAGAUCUUGUGGUGUUGGUUCUGAACUAUGUGAGGAGUGGGAUCAAAGUAGUGGCAUCAAAGCUGACAAUGAAGCACGAAGAGAAAGGCUUGAAAGGGGUUAAAUGCAAAGACAACAUGCGGUGUCUAUUGCCAACGCAGACCAAACGGAACCUUGCAUCAUCGGAAAGAGUAUCAUCAGGGUACGAUUACGUUUAGUGUUUUGUAUCUGGUUCAUUUCCACGUCUUCAUUAAGCUCUUUAUGUGAUCCUAAUAAUGUAAAUAUUGUGAUAAUCGAAAAAAACUUAUCUAAACAGAGGUGAUACAAUUAUAAUUAAGGCUUAUUGGGUGUGUUA
Molecule: messenger RNA, 1199 nt
Organism: Brassica napus (rape)
Lineage: Eukaryota; Viridiplantae; Streptophyta; Magnoliopsida; Brassicales; Brassicaceae
Product: histone acetyltransferase MCC1
Exons: 5
Coding region: 259-1062 (267 amino acids)
Biological process (GO): N-terminal peptidyl-methionine acetylation
Cellular component (GO): Golgi membrane
Molecular function (GO): histone acetyltransferase activity; protein-N-terminal amino-acid acetyltransferase activity
Source: RefSeq, a predicted model, not a curated record